This is a messenger RNA of Rhizoctonia solani, 4176 nucleotides long. RefSeq names its product RNA polymerase II-associated protein rba50. Bases 1 to 4176 code for a protein of 1391 amino acids. The transcript is spliced from 4 exons. The record is from RefSeq and is a predicted model, not a curated record. Lineage: Eukaryota; Fungi; Basidiomycota; Agaricomycetes; Cantharellales; Ceratobasidiaceae. Gene Ontology annotation, biological process: transcription by RNA polymerase II. Gene Ontology annotation, cellular component: nucleus.
AUGUCUCUUAUCGGCUCUGUAGUCGAGCGCACGCCUAAUGCCACUGGCUCUACGACUUCCAUGACACCGUUCCCGGUCUCAUCUGAUCCCAAAACGGGAUUUCCUGCUGUCACCCAUCGGUCACAGCGACAACGCAAGAGUGCGUUCCGUCAGACUAUGGAAGCCGCUCGACCGAUGAAUCGGGAUGGCACAAUUCCUGUCGUCAAGCCAUCCUCCGAGGUAGCGGGUACGCAGUCAGGAGAUUCAAGCGAUGCGUCAUGGAGAUCCACUAUGGAGGCUGAGAAUGCACGCAAGGUAGCUUUUAUGACCGACGAGGAACGGCAAGAGGAGCUGCGUCAGUUGAGCUCCAAGUUCGGCGAUAUCGCUGAGCUACGCAGUAUCUUGACUCGAGCAAAAGAGUCGAGAUCAAGGCCAGAUAACAAGGGGGCUACCUCCCCAACGAUUGAGGAAGUCUCAGAUGAAGAUAAUCCCAAGGUUCCCCCUUUGGAAGCACCCUCACCUCUAGUGCACAACCCUCAACACCGUGUCGCCACCCCGCCACGUCCCGUGCUUUCGCGUCGAUCAUCCGUCAGCGGGGUUUCUCGCACCGGCGCUAAUACACCUGGGGCAUCAGGCGUCCGGUUUGCUCAAGUCACCCCACGGGAUGUGUUUACCUAUCCUUCUGCACCGACUUCUCCUAAGCGAACCACGCUAUUGAUCGAGGCACCUCCGGCUGGAGGUAGUGGUGAGAAUGUUACGAAAUUGCAAUGGCAAGGCAAAACUCCACUAGGAACCGAGCCCACCAAACUGGCACAAAAUGAACCUCAAACAAGCUCGAUCGAAUCGGCGGCUGUGCCGGAAGACCAAGCCAAGAAGAUCGAGUCUACCCAUCCGCUUUCUCAAGUUUCUCCUUCUCCGAGUUCAUCGAUGUCCGAUAUGACUGUCAAUGCAUCGAGCCGAACAUCGAAAUCUGGAGGGGGUGCCGCCGCUACACCAUUCCCUCGGUUGGACCCCAUUGACACCCAGGCGACACCCGAAGCCAUCAGGCAACAAUAUUUCCCAAAUGAGCCCAAGAACAACCCGAAUUUGGCAUGGAUGGCUGAUCUACCGGAGAUCCCUGAUACUCCAGUCACGAGUGAAUAUGCCUAUAUUGAUGGGAUGGGCGAGAAGUUUAUAAUACGUGAGAAAGUCGGAUUCGGUCUUGAUGGGACGCCAAUACCGCAGGAGAUUGCCAAGGAAAUGCCGGCCCAUGAUGGGCUACAUCACAAUUCACGAGGUACCGCUGGUUACACGCUUGGAGAUCUUCUACACCUGGCACGAAGCACUGCCCCGAUGCAACGUGCUAUGGCUCUGGAUGCCCUUGCUAGACUCAUUAUUCGGGUUGGACGGUGCGAAUUAGGUACAUGGUUCCCUCGUUCCGACAAUUGUGAGGAUCGGGAUCGGGUCGAUAGUACACAGACCGAGAACAAGGUGGUCCUUCCAGCUGCUAAACUACGGAAAUUGGUGAUCGAUUCUGCUACUUCGGCCCUAAGCGAGCGAGGAGCUGUUGGAACUCGUGCUGUUGAUUGCCUGUAUGCGGCACUCGUUGUGUGGGACCACGAUCUUGAACUAGUGGACAACGUAGAGCUUAGCCUGCGACCUGUGGGCGCGAAUGAAUCUAAUUUACACGUUAUGCCCUCUAAUUACGUCACACCGGAGGCUGCUUCCCCAAGUGAGCCGGGACUGGACGAGAUGAAGGUCGUGGAUAAUCUUGUAUUAGACCCAAUUUUGGAAACUGCUAUACGCCAAUUCAGUGCGCGGUCUCUCCCGAGAAGCGUUCUAGGGCGCCUCCUGGAAGUCAUUGUGCGUCUAUCGCGGCAAUCCCGAGCCCACGCGUCCUCGAUAAUCGCUAGUUCCGGGCUCAUCGCCGAAGUUAUGCGCCUAUUUAUUCUCUCUGGAUCCCCCUAUACCGACUCCUCUGAUUCAGAGCAGCCUGAUCCCCUUGCCAUUCGCUUAUUGACCAUACUUGCCCGAUCAUCACGGCAGAACGCCAAUUUACUCCUAGAUCCUACGGACACGCUGCUCCGUUUUGUUGCAGUACUUCCGCCUGAAGAUGUUCCACCCACACUCCUCAUUGCCACGCUCGACCUUUACAGCGCGCUAGGCCAAUACGGGAUGUACGCGCAUAUAGCCACCACAGCUGCAGAUUCGUUCGAUGCGCUUUCCAAGUACGUUCGCAUGCGCAAGGAUCCCAGUCUUUCCAAGAGUUGGUUAAGGCUCCGUAUGGUGUGGACUGCGUGUUCCAUUGAUCCCCACUCGACGACACCACCCCACGAAAUCCUUUGGUCGCAGGUCGAGGGAUGGAGGUGGACCGAGGACACUAUUACGUGGGCUCAAGACACCGAAGUUGAAAUUGGCGUAAUUGCUGAAGCAUGGGGGGCCCUGGCCAUUUGGCUCGAAGGAGCUGCUGUGAACGGCGUUCGAGCUGGCGCCAUGGAACGUGAACAAGUUGUCCAAGCUCUAAGGGGGGAGCCCCAAAGUACCCGAUUGCGAAACCUGCUCGAUUCAGCCAUUGCCCGACUCGCCGAUUCUCUUUCGGAAGGCGGCCUCGCAUUCUGGUCAAAGGACCAAUCGAUCAUUGACGCAUAUUUCGUUUACGCGGCACUCCGGCUGGAUUUGGCUCUUCUUCCCUCGUCAAAUACAGACACGGGUUCAAAACUUGAAUCUCCUCUCGCUCUACCACUAGAGACUAUAAGCCAAUUGAUUGAUAACAUCGCACUGAAUCCUAUCUGGUCGAUGGUCUAUUCUCAACACACAACACCGCCGUACGCGUACGCGCGCCUGACUCCCCUCGGUCUAUGUAUGGGAGCAUUCCUACUUCUUGCAAGGCGAAUCGAUUUUCUUCGAGGCUCGGAUUGGCUGAAGUCAGCCUUGAUUACCCUUCAUCGACUGGGCCCCAGCUGUGCGGACAUCGCUGCUCGUCUUCUUCACGAAAUCGGGACCGCCUUGAUCGAAGAACCUAACUUGUCCCACCUGUCCAGCCAUUUGACCGAAACGUCAUGGAAUGCGCUGCUCCCUUUCCUCCUUCACGACCUUCAACCCAACUCUGAGUUAAUAGUGGCGCCUGUGAUGCCUUCGAGCGCAUCUGUUUCGCAUAUUACAACCCAACUACUACCAUCCCGACCUAGCCUGGGCGGUAAAUUGUGCGGUCUUCCCGCCCGUAGAGAUUGGACUAUGAAUCCGCUUGAUCACCUGCUGCACUCAGGCACGUCACCGGCGUUCAAGUCACUCCCGAAAGAAUGGAAUUCGGACGAAGUCGACGUCGUGCGUACGGUCCUAGCACUAGCUUGUGCUAGAGAGACAAUUCUGCGCGACGAACCAACACUCCGUAUGACCAGCUCAGAGAUCUCCUUUGGGUGUAUGCGCGUAUUCAUGUUAGAGCACGACCAACCCCACGACGACUCGUCUUCAGAAAUAUUCCGCGACUCUCAUGUUGAGCGACUCAUGUCUCAAUUGCUGUCAAAAGUUUCUCUCGGCUCUGGGCACUCACAACAAAAUCCCUCGCCGUCACCUUUGGAGUUGGUUGCAAACGUUCGUCUCUCAGGGCAGCCUUUCUAUCAGUUUUAUACCGACCUCGUCGGACUGUAUGAUGCUGUCUCAUUUGCUCAUCCUCUGUUUUCGUGCAUCUUGCUCCCGCCGCUUAGCAUGAAUUACGCAAGAGAUUACCGUCGUCUUUUAUGGGGAGAUUACGGACAUAUUCUUCGCUCUAUUCAAACCGAGCUUCCAGAAGUCCCAAGCGACACUCUUGAAGAAUGGCUUUGGCCACGCGACAAGGACGCAGAAAUGAUCGGGUGGUAUGUUAAGGCUCUGAUGAAAGGUGGCGUACAGGGGUUCUUGCGGUUCAUCGCCGUACAUCAUGUUGCCACCAGCAUCUGGCCCGAAUUCGACAACUUCGAAAAUGCGAGCGAAUGGAGCAUGAGCCCACAGGACAAAGAUAGGUCUCGCAUGAUUAUUGGCGCGAUGGUGCAUCAAGCUGGCCCGGCGCUUUUGGGUGCAUUGAUGUUGUAUGAACAAAGGAGGACCGGUUUUAUCUUGUAUCCUGAUUGUUACGAAGGGCGUGGGUUGGACAGGGAGCGCCGGUUACGUCGGUUAGAAUGGGCGGUUGAUCUAUGUGGAGAACGUGUUCGUCAGAGGCUCGAGAAUGUUUUUGAUGGGUGA